Messenger RNA from Sceloporus undulatus (fence lizard), 3331 nucleotides. RefSeq names its product cyclic nucleotide-binding domain-containing protein 2-like. Lineage: Eukaryota; Metazoa; Chordata; Lepidosauria; Squamata; Phrynosomatidae. The coding region runs from base 394 to 1683 and encodes 429 amino acids. The record is from RefSeq and is a predicted model, not a curated record. The transcript has 16 exons.
CAAAACCAGAAGUGUGCAUUCCAGAAAGCCCAGGGUGUGCUCAAACCAAAAAUAUUGUACGAAAAUACACAAUAAACCUUGGUUUUGCUCUUUUGACCCCACUGUAAUUUAUUCUCUGCACAACAGCAAAUGAGGAUGUGAGGACAAACACCUUCCAAAGAUCACCUUGUGUCAAAUGACAAUUCCCAGUAUUCUUUGCAAAAAGUCAGAACAGUUACACUGGUUUAAAAUAUACAUUUGUGAGUCUUAACCCAAGGAAUAUUUAGGUAUAGUCUUAAAACAUAACCUUAUAUAUGUACGCUCAGAGGUAAAUUCCACUUAGCUUGGAAUUCAGAGACAUAGCUGUGUAAAAACAAGCUCACUACUGAAGACAUUUAUACUGGAGACUGAGUUAUGGAUGUCACAGAGCAGACGGAGGCAGUAACAGCAGUAUUGUCUGGAAAGCAACGAUUCUUUAAAGCAGCCUCAACAAUUGCUCAUCUCUGCGGACUAGUAUUGAAAGGGAAAAGGUAUAUUGGAAGGAGUCCAGUAGUGCAAUGGGCCACAUUUUACCUGCAGGGGCAGAUAAAUGUCAGACGUGAUCUCUUAUUCAACAUCAGUGAUUAUUCUAAAAAACAUUUUCAGAAGAAAAGUUUUGGGAAACUUAAGCGUCUGCUACGAAUCUGUCCAGAACAAAGAAUACAGCAAGACAUCCUGCAGAUUCAAGCAUGCUUGAAGACAAACAGGGCUUUUCAAUGCUUGCCCAGCAAAACACAACGCCAGCUGUGCCAAGUCAUCAUCUAUCAAAAAUAUGAAGCUGGAACAGUUAUUAUAAAGCAAGGACAUGUGGCAACAGAAUGUUAUUUAGUAUUGUCUGGUAAACUAAAAUUCAUGAUGGCCAAUGAAAAUGAAAAAGACAAGAUUUCCACCUCUGAAACAUUAUGUGAAGCAGAAGGAGGAGACUUCAUAGGGGAAAUGUGUCUGUUGACUAAUACAAGACGUCCCAGCUCAGUUAUAUGCAAAUCCGAUGCAGAACUUGUUGUGAUAGGAAAAGAGGACUUUAAACGUAUUCUAGCCAACAUAAGAUAUGAACAACACCAUGCAAUGUGUCAGUUUUUAAGAAAACAUCUGCUAUUCUCUACAUGGCCACAAGGAAAAAUAGACUUUCUUAUUCAGUGCUCUCUUUGGAGAUUUCACAGGGCAGGUACAGCUGUUGUAACUGACAGCCUGAAUUCUUGUUUUCUCAUUAUUGUCCACUCAGGUCGUUGCAUGGAGGUCGCAAAGCUAGAAUCGGAGACAACAUGCACUCAGAAUGCCACAUGGAAAAGGACACCUCACUACAAGUCUGAAAAACAGAAGCUACAGGAAGCUUCAUUAACUCCACAGUUCCUGAAAAUUAGGACUCUUGAACAAAGUGAUAUUUUUGGAUUGGCAGACAUAAUGGAUAAAGAUGGUACCCUUCAGCUAAGUUUGAUCAGUGAAGGUGCAACAUGCAUAUUUAUUCCCAAAAGACUUUUUCUAGAAGCAGCACCUGCAAAAUCGAGGCUGAUAGCACUAGAAAUGCUGAGCAGGUAUCCCACAAAGAGGACCAUCCAGGAAAGCUACAAUAUGCAACAAGCAUGGAGCACUUACAGAACCAAACUUAUUGGAUUACAUCUUGAAAAGCAUGCUAGGCCAGGUUUAGCAAGUAUUGGUGGCUGGUAGGUAUGCUUGGUAGACCACCACUAGUUUCUGCAUGGAUAAGAAAUACUGAUUUAUUUUUGAACAUAGUUAUUCACAGUACAAUUCAGCCCCUUUUAUAUUUUGUAUGGUGGUUCUGUGUUUGUCAUUGAUUUGUUUUACCUUAUUUUUUCUGCUUGAGAUACUGGUCAAAACACAUUAUACAAAGUCAUUCAAUUGCAUUAAAUAUAUAUAAGCAAAGAACGUCUUGGGAGCAGUGAACUCUUCCUCACUCAGGAGAUUUGUGAGUUCUUUGACUAGAUCCAAAAUGAUGGGAGGGAUGAGGCACAGGGCAGGCUUAUUGAUUAUGAAAGACAAGAAAGUUUGGCAUGCAUGUUUUAGGUGCUACCACAGUAGUUUGACCUGUUCAAGACAUGAUUAGGAAUACUAUUAUUGGCUUAGUAGAAAAUUCAUUGGUUGCUGUGUGGGAAUGAUGGUAACCAAUAUGCUUGCUCAGAAUGCUCUCCAAGUGCAAACUCUUGAUAAGCAACUUCAGGUGCCAUGUUGCUCUCUUGUGCUUCUUUAAAGAAAUGUUGACCAAACAGCUCUCCAAACAGAGGAUUGUUCUUUGUACGGUAUAUUACAGCACAUUAGUGGUUAUGUAGCAAUUUAAUUGUCAUGAAUCCUCUAUUUUUAUCUUUUUGAGGGGUUUGAGAAUAUUCUCUGCUAUAAUUCCCUCAAUUUGAAUACUGUCAUGAGCCCACAGGCCAAUCGGAUAUGUGUGAACAACAUUCAAUGGGAGCUCUUACUUGAGAGAGAAUCAAGUUUAAUCAGCAUCCAGCUCAGAAAUGAUACAGGAACAUAUAUAAAUGCUUAAAUAUACAAAGACAUUGGCUCUUAAACUGAAUAUAGAGCUCUGAAAGAUUAAUUUUAGGAACAACAAUCCACAGGAUCCCACAGUGGCUGCAGUGGCUGAGGGUUUGUGGGGUCUGGAGUCCCCAAAAGUAACUUUUCCAAGCACUUUAGCAUAUGUGGUAGCUUUCUCCUCUGCCUCUUUGCAGAAACCUUUAAUUUGAGUGAUUAUUUGUGUGACAUUUUGCUGGCUUUCCCCAAUAUGUAGGUUUGGAUGCCUGUUUCCCUUGUGCAUAGUUAUUGAAUUUCCUCCAAAAGUGAAGUCCUGGGUCUGGGAUUAUUGUUGUUGUUCAAAGACUCUCACCCCCGGCCCAGAUUUUGUUACCCACUGACUCACAGUGUUGUGGCCCUAAUACUAAAUUGUGAAUCUGUUUCCGUAAUUUAUAAUGCUUCCAGGACACAUUCUCUGACCAAUUAGCUCCAUCUGGAGAGUCACUAUUCAUAAUUUCGCUUCCCAUUUUCCCCCUUUAAAAUUUGAUCAAAAUAUAAAUAUAGUAAUUUAAAAGGUUACGUUUUAAACAAUCCUCGUUAGAUGGCCUUUCUGUUCUAUCUGGUAAAUAAUAUGCUGCAUUUUAUCAACAGCUGCUUGAUGUCUUCUGGGUUUAUCAAACAUGUUUCAUAAUUGGUGAUAAAAGGGAAAAAGGGGGAAUUGUAAAAAUUACCAAUGGCAAAAACAUACAAUUACUGUUAUAAAUAUAUAUUGCUAUGAAUAUAAUUAAACAUAUUAUAUUUAUGGUAGUAUACUUUCUAAAUAAAUUAAAACUUUUAUCUCAAAUAUGGA